Molecule: messenger RNA, 612 nt
Organism: Asparagus officinalis (garden asparagus)
Lineage: Eukaryota; Viridiplantae; Streptophyta; Magnoliopsida; Asparagales; Asparagaceae
Product: CASP-like protein 5B3
Exons: 4
Coding region: 116-589 (157 amino acids)
Cellular component (GO): membrane
Source: RefSeq, a predicted model, not a curated record
UAGCUAACUCUUGCGUUCUCUCCUUCGUGCUAGCUAGAGGUUAAGAGCUAGUACGUGAGUUUUUUGGAUAAUCUAGAAAAAAACUAGCUAGCUGCAUCGAUCAAGUCAAUUAUAUAUGGCUCCGAGGAUGCUUGGUCGGCCGGGGACCAUCACCAGCCUCAUGCUGAGGAUCCCCGCGUUCUUGCUCGCGGCGGCUUCACUCGUGUGCACCCUUUUCGUCCCUCAGUACAGCGGUACCUCGGCUUACAGAGCUCUAUAUUUCACCAUGGGAACGUCGACCGCCUGGAGUUUGGGACUCCUCGUAUACGACUUAUACGCGGUCAUACUGGGAGGGCCGUGCGCGAGUAUUCCCGUGAUCACGACGGUCAUGGUCGGAGACUGGAUAGUCGGAGGCUUGACUCUGGCAGGGGCUAUGUCUUCUGCUGGUGUUACGUUCCUGCUGGGACCAAAUUUCAGGAUUUGCCACUUUGUGCCCGCGCAGUGCCACCUUGCGACGGCCUCCAUCGUCUUGGCGUUUGGCGCGUGGGUGGCCAUAGCUAUCAGCGCUCUCCUGACUUUCUCCGUUCGCUGUGAUCCCGAGCGUCUGUGAUUUACAGUCAGUUAGUUUCCUCA